ACUACACAUCACUACCCCUCUCUUUCGUUCGUCAUAUCGCUUUAGCGUCGGCGUCGGCAGCAUAUUCGCUUUUUACAAAUGAACAUUUCCCUUCUUCCAAAGAUCUAAGAGUGGAACGUUGAUGGACUAAUUGAAGAGGACGCUUAGGUAAUAAGACUCCUUGAGAAGGACCUUUCUUCACAUCAGGAUCCGUUCGUCCUUUUUUUGCCAUGGACACCGUCUAAAUGUGGGUCCGGAAUCCGAUAGCCAUUCUUACAGAUUGGAACUAGCAGAAAUUAUUCUAAUGACGAGAAGGGGCAUAUGACCGUUGGCGUCUUGGUUCCAGGAUCCGUCUAUAUAAAGGGGCAAUAUGGGUUAUCCGUUCCCCACACAAUCCCCUUCCAAUACCCAUCUCUAACAUGCCUUCUACGUUCUCAUACCAGUUCGAUACCCCCUCACACAAGGGAAUCACCGAGUUCUCAACUGGUUUGUUCAUCAACGGCGAGUUCGUUGAUGGCUCCGAGAACAGUACAAUUGACGUCAUCAACCCUGCGACUGGCAAGUUGAUCACUAAGAUCUCUCAGGGUACUCCCAAGGAUGUCGACCGUGCUGUCGCCGCUGCGCAACACGCUUUCGAAACUAGCUGGGGUCUUAAGUGUCCCGGCGCCGAGCGUGCCAAGCUCAUGAACAAGCUUGCGGAUCUUAUGGAGGAGCAUGAGGACGAGCUCGCAGCUGUCGAAGCUCUCGAUAACGGCAAGACGUUCUAUUGGGCGAAGAACGCUGACCUCAAGGGUGCCAUUGACUGCAUUCGAUACUAUGCGGGCUGGGCAGACAAGAUUCAGGGCAAGACUAUCGAAACCAAUGAUGGCAAGCUCGUUUACACCCGCCACGAACCAUUGGGUGUCGUUGGUCAAAUCAUUCCCUGGAACUUCCCUCUGUUGAUGCUUUCAUGGAAGAUCGGUCCUGCACUCGCAACUGGUAACGCAAUCGUCCUCAAGCCCUCAGAGUUCACCCCUCUCUCUGCCUUGCUCACGGCCAAGCUCGCGAAGGAGGCUGGUUUCCCUCCUGGUGUUUUCAACGUAGUCAACGGCUACGGCGCUACUGUUGGCGCUGCGAUCGCAGAACACAUGGACAUCGAGAAGGUCGCCUUCACUGGUAGCACCCUCGUCGGCAGAAAAAUCAUGGAAGCUGCUGCCAAGACGAACCUCAAGAAGGUGACUCUCGAGCUCGGGGGCAAGAGCCCGAAUAUCAUCUUCGACGAUGCUGAUCUCGAAGCCGCCGUCAACUGGGCUGCAUUUGGUAUCUUCUGGAACCAAGGUCAAACUUGCUGCGCUGGUUCUCGUAUCUUCGUGCAUGCCAAGAUCUACGAUGAGUUCCUUCACCUAUUCACGGAGAAGGCGAAACAGGUCAAGGUUGGCGAUCCUUUCCACCCUGACUCGAAGCAAGGACCUCAGGUAUCAAAUGCCCAAUUCGAUCGUAUCAUGAGCUACAUUGAUUCUGGAAAAGACGAGGGUGCCACCGUCCACCAUGGCGGCGUCCGUGUCGGCGACGAGGGAUACUUCAUUUCCCCGACCAUCUUCACUGACACAAGGCCAGACAUGAAGAUCGUCAAGGAGGAGAUCUUCGGUCCGGUCGGUGUCGUGAUCAAGUUCGAUGAUGACGAGGACGUUAUUCGUCAAGCAAAUGACACAGUCUACGGCCUUGCUUGCUCCGUCUUCUCACAGAACAUCAACCGUGCACUUGAGACGGCACACAAACUGAAGGCCGGAACUGCUUGGGUCAACUGUGCGAAUAUGCUGCACGCUUCUGUUCCUUUCGGAGGAUUCAAGCAGUCUGGAAUCGGACGCGAGCUUGGCGAGUACGCUCUCGAAAACUACACUGCCGUCAAGGCUGUCCAUGUCAACUUCGGACACCAAUGGUCGGUCGCGUAAUCGUUCCGUUUCGUUUUCAUUGGGAUGGGGAUCCGGAGUAAAGUGAAGAAGUGUCAUCGUAUCAUAUGUAUUUUCUGUUUUGUUGCUGUAUCUCUAGCGCCUCUCAUCUGGAUUUCAAUUCUACGCAAUACCUCAU
Messenger RNA from Somion occarium, 2046 nucleotides. The record is from the annotation of a GenBank genome assembly. NCBI's taxonomy places the organism in Eukaryota, Fungi, Basidiomycota, Agaricomycetes, Polyporales, Cerrenaceae.